AUGGGCACCAUCACUUUUCAUGUAGAUGCCGUCUUGUUUGAUAUGGACGGUACUUUGGUAGAUUCGACAGCAGGCGUGAUCGGAGCAUGGGAAACGUUUGCAGAGACAUAUUCCGGCCUAGAUAUCCAAAAGAUCCUGAAAAGUGCACAUGGUGUUAGGACUGUUGACAAUCUGAGGAACUACUGUGGACUUACGUCUGAAGCAGAGCUCAAAAAAGAGGCUGUACGGUUCGAAGAGGCCAUCGUAACCUCCUCCACAGCUAAUGGCAAAAAGGGCAUCACCCUUUUGCCUGGAGUUCGCCCCAUCAUAAAUGAACUUGCUCCCGGGAAAAACAAUCCCAAGCCGUGUUGGGCUAUUGUUACAUCUGCGACCCGUGCUUAUGCAUCAGCUGCUCUAGAGAUUGGUGGAAUCCCGAUCCCAGAUGCCUUUGUGACUGCUGAAGAUGUUACACAAGGAAAACCUUACCCUGACCCAUAUCUUCUUGGUGCACAGAAAUGCGGAGUUUCGCCUGAAAAAUGUCUUGUCGUAGAAGAUGCUCCGUCAGGUGUAGCAAGUGGUCUUUCCGCUGGAUGUGCUGUGAUCGGAUUGAUCACAUCUCACACCAGGGAACAGAUGGAAGUCGAACAUCCAACAUAUAUGGUUGAAAACUUGUCUAGUGUGUUAAUGAAGAUGGGGGAAAAUGGUGGCAUAGAUGUUGUCGUCAACAUAGAUUAGAUGGAUUUCAUGGGCGAAAUAGAGUUCACAAGGCAGAUGUAACUAUUUGGCCCUGAUGCCCGGAUAGUUGAGGAAAAUGAGAAGUCUCACUUCCAACAGCACCGUCGACUUGAAUUCAAUCGACAAUUCACAAAGCGUUCCUUAGCGAGGGGCAGGGUGGGAACGGCCACGAGGCUAUCACAGCAGGUUAUGUAAAGCCCGUUGAUGGAAUCCACUCGUUUACCAUCAGCAUGAGGUUGGCAGACAUGUCACUCUUUCUCUGAUCGAGAAAGAUUCGAUGGCAUCCCGUAAUCCUGAUACAGCCUUUCACGCACCUGCCCCGCCCACUAGAAAGGAAAAACCUCGGGCUCACUUGACGCUCGAGGGUCAUGAAGAUUGGGUACAUGGCGUGGCUGUCAUCCCUGGAACUCAUCUCCUCGUCACCGCCUCGUCUGAUAAAACUCUUCGACUGUGGGAUCUAGUCAAGGGGCAACAAGUUGG
This is a messenger RNA of Suillus bovinus, 1194 nucleotides long. Its product is annotated as HAD-like domain-containing protein. The coding region runs from base 1 to 714 and encodes 237 amino acids. Lineage: Eukaryota; Fungi; Basidiomycota; Agaricomycetes; Boletales; Suillaceae. The record is from RefSeq and is a predicted model, not a curated record. The transcript is spliced from 8 exons. Gene Ontology annotation, molecular function: sugar-phosphatase activity; beta-phosphoglucomutase activity.